Molecule: messenger RNA, 1272 nt
Organism: Eutrema salsugineum
Lineage: Eukaryota; Viridiplantae; Streptophyta; Magnoliopsida; Brassicales; Brassicaceae
Product: probable FBD-associated F-box protein At1g32375
Molecular function (GO): protein binding
Source: RefSeq, a predicted model, not a curated record
AUGGAUAGGAUAAGUCAGUUACCUGAUGCACUACUCUUGAAAAAACUGUCGUCACUGCCUAGUGCUAAAGAUGUCGUGGCCACAAUGGUUUUGUCGAAACGAUGGCAGUUUCUGUGGAUGUUGGUGCCAAAGCUCGUAUUCGACGAUAAAUAUCAGAAUCCCGAAUAUGAGCAAUUCUCACGGUUUGUAGACAGAUCAUUGUUUCUGCACGAGGCUCCAGUUAUAGAAACUUUGCAUUUCAAACUUGGUAAAACCUGUGGUAGUGGAGAUAUUCGAGUUUGGAUUAAAGCUGCGGAUAAAUGCUGUGUGCGUGAGCUGAUUAUCGAGAUUUAUAGUAGUAAAACUCCAGUCACAAUUCCAAGGAGCUUGUAUAGCGGUGGAUGUAGAAUGCUUGUGACAUUGAAACUAAGUAAUGCAAUGCUUUUGGAUGCUGCAUCCUCGCCUUUUUUCCCAUCCCUCAAGAAUUUGAGUCUUGUAUCCAUCAAGUAUCCAGGUGAUGAAUUUGUCAAGAUGCUUUUUUCCAACUGUCCUGUUCUUGAAGGGUUAGUUGUGAAACGAUGUCUCAGUGACAAUGUGACUAUUUUCACUGUUAGAGGAGGGCUUUGUCUAAAGAGUUUAGUCUUGCAUAGUUUUGAAGCAGCUAAGAUGAAGGUAGACUGUGGGUUUUGGAUAGAUGCUCAGUCUUUGGAGAGCUUGGACAUUGUUGAUUAUUCGUGUGGGUUUUGUGGCAUUGAGAAUAACAUGUCCAAGAUUGUCAAGGCAGAUGUUUGCCUUUCUUUUGCUGGUACUGAGCAUCUCUUGGGUCUUAUUUCUUCUGUCAAGCAUCUCUAUUUAUGUCUACCAUCCUCAAAAUCAAAGAAUGCAUAUCCUGUUGGUAAUGUCUUCCACUGUCUUGUACGUUUAACGAUAUGCACCUGUGAGAUAGAGUGGUUGAAUCUACUAAUGUGUGUCCUCUGAGAUUCCCCUAAAUUACGAGCUCUCAAACUCCAACAGUGCCAUCCACUUCGAGAUAAUGAACCGCGCCCUAGCUGGAAUGAACCGAGUGCAGUCCCUGAAUGUGUGUUAACGAGUCUUGAAACUCUUGAAUGGGUAGAAUAUGAAGACACUGAAGAAGAGAGAGAGCUUGCAGCAUUUCUCCUUAGAAGUGCAAACUAUUUAAAGAAAGUAACCAUCUCCUCUAAAUCCACUGACCGCGACGAGAAAUUUGAGAUGAUCAAGGAGUUGUCAUUUUUGUCAAGGCGUUCACCCACCUGUCAUCUUACGUUUGCUUAA